Messenger RNA from Lineus longissimus, 6197 nucleotides. Its product is annotated as protein shortage in chiasmata 1 ortholog-like. NCBI's taxonomy places the organism in Eukaryota, Metazoa, Nemertea, Pilidiophora, Heteronemertea, Lineidae. Gene Ontology annotation, molecular function: ATP hydrolysis activity; single-stranded DNA binding. Bases 276 to 5912 code for a protein of 1878 amino acids. Gene Ontology annotation, cellular component: condensed nuclear chromosome. Gene Ontology annotation, biological process: resolution of meiotic recombination intermediates. The record is from RefSeq and is a predicted model, not a curated record. The transcript has 21 exons.
UGGAGUGGGCGUGUCUAGCUCUAGUCCAUGUAGCUGCUCGCUUGGGUGCCAUUGCAUCUGGGCCUCUGUGCUCAAUUCCUCACUGGCAGUGGCACUCUUGAGUCUACUGUUUGAAGUAGUGGGGAGAUUUCAACAGAGAUAGAAAUGGGUUACCGUACAUACAUGUUAUGUGCUUUCUUUCUUCUAUUUUCUAGAACAUUCAGGCAUGCCCAUGCAGUUUUCAAGUUGACAAGUGGAAAGGGUUGAGAUGACAUGACACCAACAGGACAGUGAUCAUGCCAAGAUUUCUCGGCAUUGAUUACCUCGCAGAGGCUGUUAAUCAUAGAAGAACAGCUCUGAAUCGGAUGCUCGUCACCACACCACAGCAUUUAGAGUGUGUUGAUUCCUAUCCUCAUAAUGGUCUCCUUGAAGAUUAUAUGUUUAGGCUGCCUUGGAAAAGAGCGAAAUGUGAUGCAAACUUUGAUGGCCAUACCACAGCUGAAAAUAUCUUCAAAGAACUUGCAUGGUUGAAGGAUCAAUAUCCAUCUGAUGAAUUGCAAAAAUGCAGUGAUACAAGUAUAAUGAAAGAUGCAAACUUUGGCACAACAGAAGUCGUCCUGAGUUCCAAUCCUGACUUGCCUCCUCCAACUAAAGACGACAUUUGGGAUGACAUUGCCAUUGGCAAACAAGGUCAAGGACUUGGAGAUAAGGAAACAUUUUAUAAAGAAGAGCUGGAGGUGUACUCAGCGGAGGAAGGAAAAACACCUUUUUUGUUGGAAGAUAUUGAAGAGGUAGAUAACCUGAGUGAGUUCAUGAACCACUUGCCUCAGUUGACUGAUCUCAUGGGAAGGUUAAGGCCAAAGACAGUCCAGGAUCCCUUUGUCGACAAGGAAGGAAGUCCAAUCAGCGAACAACUCAUCAUUCGGGACCAUGAGUUUGAUUUGUCUGAAACUUCUACCAUGGCUGAGAACCCUGAAGUCAAAGAAGAACAUCAUCCUGUCAAAGAAAUCUUUGAUAGGGAUUUCCUAUUGGAUGUACUGGAGGAACCAAUAGAAGAGGAGUUAAACUUGUUCAUAAAGGAGCUACCUGAAGCUAAUGAACUGACAAUCAAAGUAUUGGAAUCUCUUUCUCCUGUAAAUCUAGAGCCAAUCAUUAUUGAAGAUGACGAGGAAUCGGAGCAAGUUCAAGAAAUGAAUAGCCUCGCUGAGGAGCAUGAUAAACAACAGGUUAAGCCUCCUUUAGAAACGGUAGAUAUGUCGCCUAAUGACCUCACAAACUGUGCUGAUUUCGCUGCAAUGAACUCUGUAGGUGUGGAUGAUGACUGCCAAGAGAAGCCAUUACUACUGGAGUCUCCAAUUGAUGGCCACGGGAUACUUGAGGUCCAGGUUGAGACAAUUGGAGUCAAAGAUAUGGUGCCUUUUGAAGAAUCACCCAUCACUGGCCAUCAGUAUGUUUUGAGCCCUUCCAGUAGAGAUGAAAUAGAGCGCAAAUUGUGGAUUGCGGAGAAUUACUUCAGUGAUGUACUUACACUGGCCAGAUUACCAGAGCCUGUCGAGCCAAGGAGGAGGAAGGAGUUCAACAAUGUGAUAGCUGAUGCAAAAGGAAUGCUAUCCCUGAGACAGGACAGCGGCCUUGCUGAUGUUGAACUAGACCUUAACUGGGAUCCGAUUUCAGCAUCAGAGCAAGAGAUGAGGACGUUCUCCAAAACAGAAAUGAUGACCUAUUCGACUUUAGAUUGUUAUGAGUUAGAGGAGUGGAAGACACUCUUUGAGAAAUACGACAGAGCGUAUUUCAUUGAUUGGAAGGAUGAGCUGAUUCAGUGCAAGAUGCCGGUUGCUUCACAUCAGACACAAAAUAGUGAUGGAAUGAUGAGAACAGUAUCCAGAGACACUCCUUGCAGAGCCAAAGAAAAGUCUGUAUCAGAACUCGAAGUAUCACACCAAACAUCAGAUUCAGCAAAACAAACCAUUGCGAUCACAAAAACAUUGAAAUUGAGAGAAAAAGGUGCCAAUCCUGUCAAAGCAGAUCCAUCCAAUUUGAAAAGAUUACGGCUGCUUGAUAAUCCACUGGACAACUUCUUACUUAUGAGGGGUGUUGGAAAAUCAAGUGAGGCAUCUGUUUUGUCCACGCGUGUCCCUGAACCAAGGACAUCCAUGGUUGAGAAGCUAGAGCGGACACAUGUCAAUGUAUCAACUCCACCACUAACUCCAACUACGCCAAGCAGAGACCCAAAGAAACCCAAGACCAAGAGCAUAGAAGUCACAUUAACAGAUGAUUUCUCUACCAUCAUCCAUGCCAUUCACCUGCAUGCUGAACCACAUCUGACCGUCCUGAAGCUGAGGAACCUCAUACCAGCGAGUCAUAGGUUUGACAGUCUUACCUCGGAUGUGACGAGGUUUAUGCUCAAACAGCAUGAGAAAACCAUGCAAGAUUCACAAGAGGAAGAUCAGUAUGAUGACACGUACAGUGCUGUCGUGGUGUUGCAUGCUUUAGUGACAGCCACAGACUACCUCAUCCACUGUUGUCUUCAGUCAGCUAUCGCCAUACUAAGUGCCAUGCAGGAGAAGCACAAAAGUGUCCUUGGAGGUCUCCUCUCCACCCUUCGCCAGCAACUAUUCAAAUCCCAAUGCCGAUUCCAACAGGGGAAAGUACUUCAUCCAAAGGUGGCUGCAAUGUGUAGUAACAUCACUCACUGGUAUAAGAGGAAGAAACAGGUCAGCUUUGACCAAGAUCCAAAGAUCCUUGUUAUCCUGAGGAGGGACUUGUCAAGUCUUCGAGAAUGUAUUUGCGAGGCAUUGUCAGAAGUCAAAGACUUCCAGCCAUUUUCUAUCAAGGAGUUGCCUACUCAUCAAGAUGUGGUGGACAGUCUUGACCAUCACAACUGUAUCAUUGUGCCCUGCAACCAGAUUGGUUCUGAUUUCCAAUGGUCCCAGUUCUCAUUGGUCGUCGAAUAUGAGCAGACAGAUGACUUGACCCUGAAGGAACUGUGUCAGAGACAGAAUAUCAGAUACCUCUCCCUGAAGACCGUCAAGGGAGAAACGCUGACAACUAUUUGCCCUGAGAAAGGACUUGAAAAGGCUGCAGUUUCUCAGCACCAGUUCACAUUUAUUGGAUCAGAGAUGGUCACUGCCAAUACUGAACUACUUCAUCACCUUGAGGCCAAAUGCAAUAUAACCAUAAUUGAGAGAAUGUACAGCCAAGUCUCCACCAGCACUGGUCAUAAGUUCCAUCAUGCUGAUCUUGUGGUGGACGAGAGGACGUGCAUUGUGCUACAGAACGUUAGUAAUUUGGUAGAGGUUCACCAGAUGGAGCCACUGGUUGAGAAGAUUAUCGCCCUGAGUCUCAAGUAUGAAAAGUGUUGGGUUAUCGUCUUUUCUGCAACAACAGAGAAGGAGAAGACUAAAUAUAGUUUCGCUGGAAGCGUUGGUGGCAAUUUGUGUAAACUGUAUGGUACACUAUCACAAGUCACCUCGGACCAACUCAGCGUCCAGGUCAACUUUGUAAACAGUAUUUCUGGCAUUGCAAAGAUGAUAAGACGGAUUGGUGAUGUAUCACUGAAGGCUACAAGUGUUUGGGGCAAGCAGGACUGGGUGGAUAGGACUUGGCUUACUGAACAGAUGAGCGAGCAUGAAAAGUAUUUGCUUGCUCUCCCAUGGUUCAACACCCUGAGUGCCCAGAUUCUGCUGACUGCUGACACACUGUCUCAGCUGAUGAUGUUGUCUUUGAGUGAACUGAUUGAGAAAGUGCCAUGGUUACCUGAGAAAGUCCUGAAGAGUUUCCAUAACUUUUCACACCGGAGGUCUGGUAUCUCCCUUUCUAAGUACAUGUAUAUGCCACCAGUCAAGUGUGAUAUAUUAGAAGAUGGAAGACAAGUGGAAUCCGUUGGUAAUCAAGCUGGCCCAAAUGGGAAGACAUUUGGAUUUGAAGACAACAAACAAGACAUUGUCAUUCCUGACGUUCAAGUGGAAGUUGAAUGUGAUGAAACUUUGGGAUCGAAACAGAGCAUAGCAGAAGUUGUCUGCAGGUCUCCACUUGAUUUUAUUUCGAAUGGUUACAGUGCAAGGUCAAACAAUUAUGUUCCAAGUAAGAAUGGUGAGAGUGAUGAACUGUCUUCCAAAGAUAGGAUUAUGCAUGAUGUUCCUGUGCAGGGCCUCGCCAUUCCCCAGAGUGUUGGCAUCAAUAGUGAAACAGCAACAUGUAUGACAAAACAACGUGAUGUUGAAAACUUGAUGCAACAGGAUGACAAUGAAAUGGAGUAUAACCUAAGGGAAGAAAUGAACUAUUCAGACACAAUUUCGAGGACAUUCACUGCUCCUGGACAAAUUGAAUGUGCUACUCGCAGUAAGUUCAGAGACAGUUCAUCUAAUUUGUGGGAGAAAGUUGGUAGUGCAAACUCUGGUAGGUUUGACAUCUCAUUACCAAAACGACCAAAGCUAUUCACAGAUUUUUCUGAUAAGAGACUGUUGCAAUCAUCAGCAGGCAGCCGUACCCUGGCUAAAUCUGAUACCCAGGGAAGGGUCAGGUCUGCCUCUGAUCGGGGAAGAAGUUGUGUUGAAAGGUCUCAUUUGGAAUUGUGCAAUGAAUUUGACAAUGGCAGAUGGCCAAAGAAGUCGCAUCCUGUGAAAAGUGGGGCCUAUUCUGCGUAUUCAGCUACCAGUUCAGAGGGUUGUAGAUCUGAUGUAGAAUUACACAGGAGUAAUGCAGACAGUGCUGUUGAACAAUCAAGAGCCAAACAGACUGUGUACCAAACAAGUGGGAGGUCUGUGGCAGACAUGAUAGAGGAAGUCCGGCAAUCAAGAGAGAAAACGUCUCUGAAAGAAAACGAGAACCCAACUGUUUUAUUAAACAAAAAUCAUGGCUCCAUUCCACGUGAACGUGAGGGCUUGGCUCAGUUCCCUUCCAAACACAAGUUGUCGAGGACCAGUCCACCAUCGGUUUAUCUUGGUGCUUCUGAUAUGUCUCAGGUUAGCCAGCCCAAACAUGCUCAUCAGAAAUCAAUAGAACAUUCAACUACCCUUGGGGUGCAUAUACCUCUACCAAGCAAAAAGGCACAACCACUGAGGGAUGUCUUCAGUUCAAAACGAAGGCCUGCGUUUUGUGAUUCGGUGGGUCACAGCAGCAAGGAUAAUGUAAACAGGGGCGACCCAAUCAAAAGGGUUGCCUUUAUAAAACAGGAACCUAUUGACGUUGAAUCGCCACAGCCUGCUUCUGAUGGAAGAAACGCCAAGCAGAGAGACACUUCUAAUCAGUCACAUCCUGCUGUCUUGUCUCAUGCUAGCAGGCCAGGAGGACUAUAUCCUUUGUCAUGUACAGUGGAUCCUGCUAAUUCUUACCUUCAGCAACCAAGUUACACUUCAUCAUCCAUUCAAAUGCCCCCUGUGAUGAACCUCCAUUCUGGGAAUUCAUUUGAACAUUAUUCUAAUCCACAGAGAGAUCCUAGCAGGGGAACUGAGUAUGGUUAUUCAGUUGAUAGGCUCAAACCUACUGCUACUGCUGGUUCUUCUGAAAUUAAUCCUUCUGUUCGGUCGUCUGAGUCCUAUUCAAGCCAUAAAACCAAUAUGCCCUUCAUGACAGCACAUUAUACAUCUCACAGUCAGCACUCCAUAACCAAUCCAGCAAGGAAGAUCCCAGGAGUAGCCCCAGUCACACCAACAGUGAGGCGGCCAUUGCAAGCACUCGGUCUAGCAAUUGGUGGUAGUGAAGAGACUCUGCAGGACAGGCAGGGAGUGAGCUUGAAUCAUUCUUAUGAUUCCCCACCAAUGGACCUCAACUCGGAUGAAGAGAACUGUUCUGAUUUCUACCACCCAAGCCCAUCAAUUACUCCAGGCCAAAGAGUUGUGAUGACACCGCAGGUGUGGCUGAGGAAACGUCGCCUCAUAUAUGAAAAGGUUCCUGGAGCAAAGGAUGGACAGACAAGGCUCACGUUUAUCUGAUUUAUGGAGUGUGCGAGCUGCACCUCACCUCUAAGACUAGGUCCCUUACAGUUCUUGAGGAAUAGGUUCCACAUGGAAAGACUGACUAUGCAGCUGAAUAUGUGGUGAAAGUGUAGAAGACAGUGACCAUUAUGAGCAUUUUGUGUUGUUGGUGCUAGUCUUUGCAAACGAGUUGUACAAAUUUCCUUUUUGCCGAUGUUUUUUCUUAUUGUUCUUAUGUCUACUUUACAGACUUUUCUAUUUGCUGUUGAAAAUGUUGUUAUUUUGUUGAUGUGUCGUUUUCUA